AUGGAUCCGAAGAUAAAGGCGUCCGACACAACCAAUAUGGAUGACAUUAAGCAUCUGCUGAACCUGGAGGCGAAGUGCCGCGUCCAGGCAGAGACCGAACAUUUGGACCUCAAGGUGCAGGACAAGGCGCUUCAAUGGAUCGACACCAAGUACCAGUACCAGCAGGAGUAUAUCCGUCUGACGCGCUUAAUUAAAUGCGUCGGCAUGUCCAUGGCUAUAGGCAGCAGGUCCGAUAAAGUGGAUAAGGAAAAAUCCGCCCAGACGCUCAAGGCUAUGAACAAAUUGCGAGUGGAGAUCGGCAGCGAUGUUCAUCCAGCCAGACUGAACGCCAGUGUUGUGGAAGUGUGCCUGGAGCAGUUGGACGUACAUCACAAGCCGCGCCCACAGCAAAGCCGACAAAAGCAGGAGUUUGCCGAGAUCCAGGAGGCGCUGCAGCAUCUGGGACAGGCGGUGGACGGACUGGAGAUCGGAUUCGAGCCCAACACAAUGCGGGCGUUGGACCAAAUGGUGGGCGAACUCUUGCCAAAACACAAUAAACGGGAAUAG
Drosophila kikkawai is the source of this 546-nucleotide messenger RNA. Its product is annotated as augmin complex subunit dgt4-like. Lineage: Eukaryota; Metazoa; Arthropoda; Insecta; Diptera; Drosophilidae. The record is from RefSeq and is a predicted model, not a curated record.